Striga hermonthica is the source of this 669-nucleotide messenger RNA. The record is from the annotation of a GenBank genome assembly. Lineage: Eukaryota; Viridiplantae; Streptophyta; Magnoliopsida; Lamiales; Orobanchaceae.
AUGGCGGCUAACGUUGGUGGUCGGAGUUUGAGGAAGCCGAUGUUCGUUAAGGCGGACAGCCUGAAGCCGGGUACCAACGGCCACAAUCUGGUGGUGAAGGUCGUCAGCACCGAAACCACUCUGCAGAAGGGCGCAGCCGCCUCGCCGCACCUCCGAGGAAUCCGCGUCGCCGAGUGCCUCGUCGGCGAUGAGACAGCCACCAUCCUCUUCGCCGCCCGUAACGAACAAGUUGAUUUGAUGAAGCCUGGAAAUACUGUUAUCAUCAGAAACGCAAAAAUUGACAUGUACAAGGGGAACAUGAGGCUGGCUGUUGACAAGUGGGGCCGCAUUGAGGUCACCGAACCCGCUACAUUUGUCGUGAAUGAAGACAACAAUCUCUCUCUUGUUGACUACGAGCUGGCCAAGAGCCAAAGCGCCACUAAGCCCCGAAAGAUCCCACCUGCAAAAAAUCAGACGAAACAAAGAAAAGGCGGGCAUCCCCCGACCAGAUCACGACAAGGGAUUGAGAGACCCGACAAUGUCACCGAAAUCAGCCAGGAAAGGGGCGACGAGACAAAAGAUGCCCCAGGCCCCCUCCCACGCAAGGCUGCCGGUGAACGGGCCAGGCUACUCCUUUCUCGACACGGGCUAGACACAGAGGAGGUGGACAGAGGCUGCAGCUGUCGGUGA